This is a messenger RNA of Thecamonas trahens ATCC 50062, 1233 nucleotides long. RefSeq lists its product as uncharacterized. The transcript is spliced from 2 exons. Gene Ontology annotation, molecular function: protein-lysine N-methyltransferase activity. NCBI's taxonomy places the organism in Eukaryota, Apusomonadida, Apusomonadidae. The coding region runs from base 1 to 1233 and encodes 410 amino acids. Gene Ontology annotation, biological process: peptidyl-lysine monomethylation. The record is from RefSeq and is a predicted model, not a curated record.
AUGCAGAGACUGGCGCUGGGAGUGGUGCUGCAGGUGGUUAUGGUUGUGGCUGUGGUGCUGUCUGCGGUGGUGAGUGCGUCGUCGCAGCAGUGCUCUCUGGUGGAAGAGCUCAAGGCUGCCGGUGGUCACAUCCAUGAGAUGAUCAAUGUGGCUGAUGGUGAGCUGGUUCAUGUCCCCUUUGCUGCCAUGAUAACUAUCGACGACGCCUAUCGCUCGCCCAUUGGGAGGGUGCUGAUGGCCCUUGAGCUGCCGGAUGCACAGGCGCUGGCGCUGUACCUGCUGUUUGCUCGCGCAUGGCCACGGGUGGACCCGCAGCUCACCUCAAUCAAGGCCUGCCAUCUUGCUUGGCUGCCCACUCCGGACGAGAUCCACGUGCCGAUUCUGUGGCGCGCAAGCGAGCGCGAAGCCCUCCACCCGUCACAGAUUGCCAGUCAAGUCGACGAUGACGCUCGGCGCGCACGCGAUGCAUACAAGCGGUGGUCUGCUGACCUUAUCCUCGCACUGCGCCGCCUCGGCCUGAAAAAGCCCGACCCGGCCGAGGUUUUCUCCCUUUCGGCCUUCAAGUGGGGUCUGGCAGUUGUCUCCUCACGAGUCUUCUCCGUCACCGUCACCGAUCCAAGCUCCGGCGAGCAGAUCCAUCACCGGGCACUGGUUCCGGUCCUGGACCUCGCCAACACUGACGUCCACUCGCGGGUCCGCACCAUCGAGGCUGUCGGGCCCGACGGCUCGAUCUCGCUUCAGUCGACAGCACCGAUCGAGGCUGGUGCUCCAGUGACCGUCUUCUAUGGCUCGAACCAGCUUUCCAAUGUCGACCUCUUUGUCAAGUAUGGGUUUAUGCUGGGGGGCACCGAGGUCCACGAUCCCGAGUCGGACCUUCCUCCCGGCAUCACUGUCUCCCUCGCGGAUGGACCGGCACCACUCCUUGUCAAGCUUCCGCCAGGCAACCCAGAGAGCAAGCUGUACAUCAAUCCGGAGUUGGUUGCUGCCAUCAAGCCCAACGAGCUCGAGGCCGAGAUCCGGAGCCGCAUCGCCGCUCUCGACUUGGCCAAGCAGAGCUUGGUCAAAAUCGAGCCGCCGUAUCCGCCGCGGACCACACUUGCCCUUGCUGUCCUCACCAACGAGCGCUGGUAUGCUUCGCGCGCCCUCCACUCCCUGGUCCUCAUCCGCCAAGCCGCUGCCUCUGAGGCUGCUGCCGCCGGCAUCACCCUCGACGCCGACAAGACUGAUCUGUGA